Molecule: messenger RNA, 1012 nt
Organism: Mya arenaria
Lineage: Eukaryota; Metazoa; Mollusca; Bivalvia; Myida; Myidae
Exons: 4
Coding region: 240-743 (167 amino acids)
Source: RefSeq, a predicted model, not a curated record
AUUUUGAUCACAUUACUUUCGACUCGGUGAGGGGAAGAUCCAAAUUUCUGGGCAGUGUUUUACUUUGGAAUUAACAGUUUCCGUUAGGAAAAUUUGUCUACAAAGAUUUCAUUGUAUUGAGCGUUAUAUUCUGCAAUGUGUUCUGCAAAGAGGAUGAAAGAAACGUUUGUGGCGGACAUUAUCGAUAUGUUUCGAGGCAUCACGGACAUUACCGAAGCGUAAAACGAAUACUUACGAGUAUGAUCGAAUCAUUGGAAGCAGUCGCCGGUGUUUCAAGACUUCUGACCAAUCUCUAUGACACGGAAAGGAUACACGCCCACGUGUUAAAUCACCUGUCUCUGGAGUGUGUCGAUGUGAUGCUUCCACAGCCGGGCUACACAGAGGUUGUAAAUAUUGAAGAUGACUUCAAAACACUGAAACAUAUUUUGUCUGUGAUUGACCACAUGCAGACAACAGAAAACAGUCAAGAAUACUACAGCAACCUGGCGGAUUUAGAACAUAUUGCAGGGAAAGCGAUGUGCGGAAUGUUUAACUUCAACAGUCAUUCCAAGUUCCACGAACCUGUUUUGAUUCAUGCCAAAUCACUUCCGGCAAAAUUCAAAGUUCCGGAAGUAGCAGAUAGAUGUGAUAUAGGUUCCAAUCUGUUGCUAAAAUAUGUAAGAGAUAAACAUUUACUGCAUCGAAUAGAGGGAAUUGCAUUUACGUUAAGAAAUAAAUAUAGGAAACUAGCGAAUGUAAUAUAAUACAUUGCACUGUAAAUAAACUUUUAAACGCUUUCAUCAUAGACUGUAAAACUGUCAUUUCACGCUUAUCGACAAUUGGAUCUCACAAUGGUAUUUUCCAUGCAUAGCAGGAUAUAUUUCAGGAAAUAUACUUCAGGUUUCAUUUUAUUUAUUAUUCAUGAAAACACCCGGAUAUUAUUUAAUGACGGCAAGUAUUAUUUAUUCAUGUUCAUGUUCUCAGUGUGCCGAAAUUGUAUAAACUUUUGUGUUUUAAUAAAAAACCAAAACAA